AUGAAAGUCGCCAUAGCCGGAGCCGGCGACCUUGGCCACUAUAUCAUCGAAGAACUCCUCGCCGCGAAGCACGAGGUUGUAGUCCUUUCCCGCACAUCGAAACCAUGGCUCGCGGAACUACCUGUCGAUUUUCGGUCUACAGACUAUAGCGUUGCCGACCUCACGGCGGCUCUUCACGACUGUGACGGCCUCGUCUCAGCUAUCCUCGAUUAUACUCAGAAAAGCGCAACCGUACACCUCGCCCUCCUCGAAGCCUGCCGUCGGUCGCCGAAAUGCAAACGCUACAUACCUUCCGAAUACGGCGGCAACAUCGACGAGUACCCACAGCAACCCACCUUUUACUAUCCCAACCAUGAGCCAGUACGUGCAGCCCUUCGGCAGCAGAAGGACGUCAUGUGGACACUCUUCAACCCGGGAUGGUUGACUGACUACUUGAUCCCUCCCGACUUACGAUAUAUCAAAGACAUCGGCCUCUUUCACCCUGUUGAUCUUCAGCAGGGUACUGUCACAAUACCAGGUGAUGGCGAGGACGGUAUUGCAUUCACUCCCUCGCGCGACGUAGCCAAGGCGCUAGCUCGGCUGUUCUCUUGCGAGGAGAAGUGGGAGGAGACCAUCUAUGUCUGCGGCGAGACGACCACUUGGAAUCAUAUCGCAGCGGUACUACAAUCGCGAUAUGGACGUCAGUUCACCGUCAGCUAUAAGUCGAGAGACGAGUUAGAGCAGCAAGUGGCCGCUGCGGAGUCGGAGGGAAGUGUGCUUGCUGCGCAGUUUGGCUUUUGGUCAAUCUCCGGGGCGAGUAAGUUGCCGCAAGCGAAGUUGGAACGGCAUAAGGAGAACUUCUUCCGUGAUGUCAAGUUCAGGACGGUAGAGGAGUUUCUUGACGAUGCUGAGAGGAUGGGAGACGCUAAGACUCCAGCGGUGUAG
This is a messenger RNA of Lecanosticta acicola, 924 nucleotides long. The record is from the annotation of a GenBank genome assembly. Lineage: Eukaryota; Fungi; Ascomycota; Dothideomycetes; Mycosphaerellales; Mycosphaerellaceae.